Phyllotreta striolata is the source of this 3720-nucleotide messenger RNA. Lineage: Eukaryota; Metazoa; Arthropoda; Insecta; Coleoptera; Chrysomelidae. The record is from the annotation of a GenBank genome assembly.
AUUAACUAUGACUAAUCGUUUGACAUUUAUUGUAUUUAGAAAAAAAACUCGAAUACCUAUUUUAACUGUCUUCUAACAAGGUUAAAUAAUAAUUAAAUUUAAAUAUUGCGUUCAAUGAAUGUUCCCAGUAACUGGUUUCUGGUCUCUUGUCCAUGAGGCAUGCAGUCCCUUGGUUAACUAUUCUUUAAAUUUUAACGAUAAUACUAUAAAUUGUCGUAUAUUCUCAUUUUUUAGGCAUUAUAAUUGACAUUUUAGCACACAACAGUAAACAUGUUGUCAACAUAACACUCAACAUUUAGUCAUUUCACAAACACCAUUCAAAAUUAACGGUUCAUAAGCUCAUUUUAUUUUGAACUAUACACGUUCUCAUUAAACAUGAUGAUAAUGCUUGGAAUUGGGCUGGAUUUUCCACCUUGCGCUUAAUUAUUUGGCCAGAUAAGAGAGGGAAUGGUGUACCUUCUGACCAAUUGGGGCAUGGGAGAAAAUGAAACAGGAAAAAAAAGUUAUGCCGAGCCAGCGAGUGCAAGUGCAGCAUCUUUUAGGCGUCCAGAACAAAACGGUUGUAAUAAUGAAGUCGAUUUGUUUCCUUUGAAUAAUCAGGUUGGUGGUCACACAAGACUCAUGGUAUUAAAUUCCAGCACAAUAGUGAAGCCACUGAACUUCCGGGAAUUAGAUUUCUAUCAAAACAUACAAGAACAGGAUAUUAAAAAUUUCGUACCGAAAUAUAAAGGAGUAAUGCAGGCGACGCUGUGUAGCGGAUCGAAAAUCGAAAAAAGGUACAGUCCCAGUUUCCGCGACGAACACGCCAAAAAGACCGACAGGAAGAGGAAAAGGGAAGUCUACAAGAUGAGAGUGCACCACACGGGGAAUCCCAAGGAUGUGUUGAAGAGCAUUUCGCAAACGGACAAUACAAACAAGCAAUAUUUUCUGAUGCUCGAGAACAUCACCUCGCAGUAUUCGCAUCCUUGCGUGUUGGAUUUAAAAAUGGGAACGCGACAGCACGGCGACGACGCCUCUGCGGACAAAAGGAGAAAACAAAUAGCCAAAUGCGCUGCCAGUACGUCAGGAACGCUCGGAGUUCGUUUGUGCGGCAUGCAAGUGCACGAUACCGAACAGAACUGCUACUACAAGAAAGACAAAUAUUGGGGAAGAGAAUUGAACGAGGACGGUUUCAAAAGUGCCCUGUGCAGAUUCUUCGAUAAUGGCUGCGGCAUCAGGAAAUCCAUCGUUAGAAAAGUCGUAACUAAAUUGCAGAAACUCCGCAGGGUCAUCGAGAAGCAGAGUUGCUACAGGUUCUAUUCGUGUUCGUUGUUGAUCGUAUACGAAGGAAGCAACGGACAAUCGUCCACAACGAGCGAAUCCUUCUACUCCAAAGUCCUGAAGGCGACGUCCGACGACAGCCGCGACGUCCACUACUGCUACGACGCCGACGCUUCCAAUUCGUCCGACUUCCAUUCAUCCGCUACCGAAGACGUCUCGCAGGACGCGCACAACCGGAGCCCCAGAGGCGCCGGCGCGUCGGCGUUCUUUCCCAUAUCCGAAGAAACGGUGUUCCUGAAUUCGUCGCCGUCUUCCAGCCUCACCCCUUCUAGUCCGCUGGACAGCUGGAUGUUGUACUCGAACAACAACAGCAGCAGCGGCGAGUACACGCUGCCGGACCAGUCGAACAGCUCGAGCAGCUCGAACGAGGAGAAUUCGGACAUCGAAAUGCCGACGCCGAAGCGCUUCAUGAAGGACGUGUCGGAGGAGGAUGACGAAGAAGAUGGAGCCCCUUCCGCGCCUCCGGCGCCCAGGAGGGUUUUCGUGGAAGACUGUCCGGUUGCUUCCUUGCCGGCCUCGGCGGCGGACGUGGACGUGCGAAUUAUCGAUUUUGCGCAUACGUCGUUCGUUAGGAACAGUGAUGUGGUGGCGAAGAAUGUUCACCAAGGGCCCGACGGCGGGUUCCUCACCGGUUUGGAUAGCCUCCAACGGUUGCUGUUGCAAAUCCUCGAUUCGGAGGAUUGAUGAAGAUUCGUUGUUUGGUACAGCUCGACGGGGAUAACUGUGGACGCGGGAGUACGAUGCGCAUGGAGUCGCGCAGGUCCGGUCUACGACUAUUCCUGUUGCACUGUACGCGUCGGAUUGAUUGAAAUAAAUUGUUUCUUGUUUGUAACUUUAGGUGAGUAAGAUUGAAUAUUUCCACUACCUUACGUUUUUGUAAAUUGAAAAUGGUGAAUUGAUCAAAAAUGAGAAAUAAAAAAGGCUCAUUGUUUGUUUGACAAUCUACGCUAUUUCAAUUAGAUUCGUUAGAUGUAUUCUCAAACAGUUGUAUGUUUUAAUAGGAUUUCCCUCGAUUACAGGAAACUUUAAUUAGCCAGAAAUAUUGUAAUUUCUCGAAUAUAGAAUAUCCUUGCUGCCAAUAUUAAGUAUAUUAUACAAGUCGAUUUAAAAUUUUACUUUUGACGUAAUAGGUGAUAGGUUUUUUUAAGAUUAAGAGUAAAAGAGGCAGAAAAUUUAUAUCUAGUAAAAGAUAAAGGAAUAUAAAAUUAUGAUUUUUGUGAUGUUCAACAAUAGUUUACUUAUGUAACGAGACGAUGAAUGAAUGAAAUUUCUAGACAUUCCUAUUUGAUUUUGAAAAUGUAAAGUUUUCAAGGCGUUAAUAAUAAAUCUGUAUUUAAUGUUUUUCAAAGUGUCCUGAUUUUCUCGUUUUAUUCUAAUUUUAAUGUUCUUCCUUUCGAUUAAUACACGAUUCCCAAAUGGGACCAUUUUUUAUAGUUUUAUCGAUUUAAACCUAAAUGUUUAGAAAUUGUGAAUAAUAUGGAUGUGCAGUAUUAUCGGAACUCGAUCUCUUAAAUGAAAAUUUAUUUUACGAUGUAAUAAAUGUUUUGUUUUUACAGAGAUACCUAUAUUUUAGUUGACAUUUUCUGUUUUUUUUAUAAAUAUAUCUCUAAUAAAAAUUAAUUUUAUAUAAUUGAGUUCCUUUUUUCUGUACUUAUAAAAAAUUCAUACAUAAUCUUUGUUUUAUUGUUCAUUAUCAAACCCUACAACUAACUUUCCACUAACCUUUUUUACUUAAAAAAUUAAUAUGUAUUACAAAAAACGCACUUCAUGUAGUAAAUUAGAUUUAAUUUAACAAAAAUAAAUAUCAAAAAGAAUCAAUAAAAUAACUAGAGAAAACGAAAACAAAAUAAAUCAAUUUCCAAAACGUUUCAUCUUAAUUGGUUUAUAGGAGAAAGGCCGUUAUUCAGUUCUGUUAUUUUAUUUUACAAAAUUAAAAAUGACGAUGAUAAUGCAUGUACUUUUCACCCAAAAAGAACUUUCAUUGAUGGAUUCAAUUACUAUUCGAAUCGUUAUUGAAAUACAUCCAUAUUUACGGAUACAUCCAUAUAAACAAUUCAAAUAUGAGGAAUUGAUAAAUAUAUUCAUAUAAAAAACAAAUUUAACAACAAUAUAAGACUAAAAAAGCGCUCAAUAUUAAUUACACUUUUGAAAGUGUGACAUGGAAUGCUUAGAAAAUUUAAUUUGACGAAUAUUGGACCCGAUUACUUUAAAAAACAGCAACAAAACUACAAUAAUUUAUCAAUUCCCUAUUUGGUUUUGGUGCAUAUUAAGAAGCACUGUACAAUUUGUAUUCAACAUAACUAAUUAAACCAUCAUUGUCUUUGUCAUAUUCUUUUAGCAUUUCAUCAACGAAGUUAGAAAUUUCUUCAUCAGUCAUUAUUUUAGGCUCGUCCGUGACAC